AUGGGUCUGCUGCUGCCUUUGCUUCUUGGUUUUCUUGCCUGUAUUUUCAGUGGACUGUACAUUCUGGGAGCUUUUAGACAAAGACGUCCAGGAGAGCCUCCUCUAGACAAAGGUUGGAUGCCUUGGCUGGGUCAUGUCCUGGAGUUCCGGAGGGACACUGCCAAAUUUAUACAGAGAAUGAGACAAAAACAUGGUGAUGUUUUUACAGUACAGCUGGGUGGCUUUUAUGUGACCUUUCUUCAAGACCCUUUGUCAUUUGGAGCAUUUGUCAAAGAAAACAGCAAAAAACUGAGCUUUGAUGUAUUUGCUAAACAGAUAGUUAUCAGAAUGUUUGGCUACAAGGUUUCUAAUAAUGUUCACACCAUCAAAGACACAGCGAGUCACCUCAGAGGUCACGGAUUGGAGGCGCUGACAGAAUCUAUGAUGAGUAAUUUGCAGAAUCUCAUGCUGCACAAUCUUGGCUCUGCUGCAAACCAAAAGACCUGGACAGAAGAUGGACUUUUUAAUUAUUGCUACAGCAUUUUGUUUAGAGCUGGUUACCUGUCUCUGUACGGCCACACAACAUCAGAGACUGAAGGAGAUGAUGAGAAAGCCAAGGCUAAAGACAGAAUCGAGUCAGAAGUCUUGUUUCAUGAAUUCUGCAAAUACAACAAACUUGUUCCUAAUUUACUUUAUAAUGUCCUAACCCCGACCCAAAGGAGAGAGGCUCUCAGACUGAAGCGUUACUUUUGGGAUGCUCUGUCUGUUAAAAAAAUUAGAAGCAAAGACAACAUUAGUGGCUGGAUCAAAGACAUUUUAAACCUGCAAAAAGUGCAAGGUAUACCAGAGAUAAUGACUGACAGAUACAUGUUUGUACUACUUUGGACAUCUCAGGGCAACACUGGGCCUUCAGCGUUUUGGCUUCUCCUCUACCUUAUGAAGGACCCAAUUGCAAUGGAGGCUUUGAGGAAAGAAGUAGAUAAGGUCCUUAAGGAGUCUGGGCAGGAGGUCCGACCUGGUGGUCCUCCAGUCGAUCUAACCUACGAAAUGCUCAUGAAAACACCAGUUUUAGACAGUGCUGUUGAAGAAACUCUUCGUCUUAAAGCAGCACCGCUCUUCACCAGACAUGUCCUUCAAGAUAUGACCCUGGAAAUGGCUGAUGGUCGUCAGUUUUUUAUCCGCAAAGGAGACCGCAUGGCUGUUUUUCCCUACGUUUCUGUUCACAUUGACCCUGAGAUCCACCCUGACCCAUACACCUUCAAGUACGACCGGUUCCUCACUCCAGAAGGUACAAAGAAAACAGCUUUCUACAAAGGAACACAGAGGGUCAAAUACUACAGCAUGCCUUGGGGGUCUGGGGUGUCCAUGUGUCCUGGUCGCUUCUUUGCCACCAACGAGCUCAAGCAGUUUGUUUUUCUUAUGCUGGUCUACUUCGACUUUGAGCUGAUGAACCCAGAUGAGAAGAUACCACAAAUCGACACCAGACGGUGGGGAACUGGAACCAUGCACCCGGACAGAGAAGUUAAGUUUCGUUACAGACUUAGAUAUUAAAUGCACAAAACUGCCAUGAUCUUUUUGCAGUUCAUAUUGUAAAAAGUAAAAAUGGGCCA
Molecule: messenger RNA, 1589 nt
Organism: Boleophthalmus pectinirostris (great blue-spotted mudskipper)
Lineage: Eukaryota; Metazoa; Chordata; Actinopteri; Gobiiformes; Gobiidae
Product: 7-alpha-hydroxycholest-4-en-3-one 12-alpha-hydroxylase-like
Exons: 1
Coding region: 1-1530 (509 amino acids)
Molecular function (GO): heme binding; iron ion binding; sterol 12-alpha-hydroxylase activity
Source: RefSeq, a predicted model, not a curated record